AUGAAGGUAGCCUCAAAAGUGGCAGACGCUGGUAGAAUCCGCAUAGGCUGGGCGAUGUGCAGAGCAAAACUGUUGGAGAGGAAGGACCGAGUGUGCUAUAAAUGCCAAGGGACAGGGCACGUAGCCGCGGCUUGCAACUCAGAGGCGAAGCCGAAAGCGUGCUUCACGUGUAAAUCUCUGGAACACCUGGCUCGAGAAUGUGUUGCUCCACCAAGGGAGAAAACCAAACCGACGCGAAGCAGGACUCCGCCGCUACAAUGCGAGGAGCCUGAGAGGAACCCUCCUCCAAAUGAUUAA
Macrosiphum euphorbiae (potato aphid) is the source of this 297-nucleotide messenger RNA. NCBI's taxonomy places the organism in Eukaryota, Metazoa, Arthropoda, Insecta, Hemiptera, Aphididae. The record is from the annotation of a GenBank genome assembly.